AUGUCGCAGACACCUUCGGCAGCUUGCUGCAAUACCCCAGCCGUCGUCAGCAAGGGCUAUAAAGAGAAGGGUAGCUACAUUACUGUCGACGGGCUGAAGACUUAUACCACCGGACCAUCGUCAGCUAAGCAGGGCAUCCUGGUCAUCUUCGACAUCUUCGGGUUCUUCCCACAAACCCUCCAGGGUGCCGAUAUCCUUGCCCAUGCAGACAAAGACCACCAAUACCAAAUUUUUAUGCCGGACUGGUUCGAAGGCAAACCAGCCGACAUCUCAUGGUACCCUCCUGAUACAGAAGAGAAGGGAAAGAAGCUGGGCGAGUUCUUUCAGACCACUGCUGCACCUCCCAAGACUGUCGAACGAGUGAAGAAGGUAAUUGGGGAAUUGAAGGCCAACCACCCAGAAGUGAAAGACUGGGGCAUAGUUGGGUACUGCUGGGGUGGGAAAAUUGUUAACCUGGUCUCUCAAUCUGGAACGCCAUUCAAGGCAGCUGCUGCGUGCCACCCGGCAAUGGUCGACCCGAACGACGCUCCCGAUGUGACGAUUCCGAUGCUCAUGAUUCCAUCCAAGGAUGAGGAUAAGGCCGCCGUUGAACAGUAUGAGGCGAAACUGAAAGUGCCCAAGCAGGUGGAAUGGUAUCCCGACCAGGUGCACGGCUUCAUGGCCGCCAGAAGUGAUCUGGACGAUCCGAAGGUCAAGGCCGCGUAUGAGAAAGCAUACCAAACACUGUUGAACUUCUUCCACAAAUACCUCUAA
Capronia coronata CBS 617.96 is the source of this 753-nucleotide messenger RNA. RefSeq names its product carboxymethylenebutenolidase. The transcript is spliced from 5 exons. Lineage: Eukaryota; Fungi; Ascomycota; Eurotiomycetes; Chaetothyriales; Herpotrichiellaceae. The record is from RefSeq and is a predicted model, not a curated record. Gene Ontology annotation, molecular function: hydrolase activity. The coding region runs from base 1 to 753 and encodes 250 amino acids.